Messenger RNA from Daucus carota subsp. sativus, 1825 nucleotides. RefSeq names its product protein CUP-SHAPED COTYLEDON 1. NCBI's taxonomy places the organism in Eukaryota, Viridiplantae, Streptophyta, Magnoliopsida, Apiales, Apiaceae. The coding region runs from base 656 to 1651 and encodes 331 amino acids. Gene Ontology annotation, biological process: regulation of DNA-templated transcription. The transcript has 3 exons. Gene Ontology annotation, molecular function: DNA binding. The record is from RefSeq and is a predicted model, not a curated record.
CGUUGAAGUAAGAUGGGACGAGACCGUCAAUCUAAACACUUUUAGACGGUAGUAUCCAAAAUAGCGCAGAUAGUGAUUAUGUUGUUGAGAAAUAUAGAAAUUAGAAGGGAAGAACAAAAUAUAAAGUCCAGUAUUGAAUCAGCUAGGCAGUAAUGAAUAAUGAUAAUUAGAAAAUAAAAUCUUAGCCUCGUUUUGUACUGACAGGUGGGAUGCCUGCAACUUUGUUAGCACACGCACGCAUCCUCAAAACAGAGCCAGAGCCCACUUCUCAGACACACUCUCAUCAGAAUUUCUAUACGUGUGUGAUUAAAAUAAUAUAUACACAAGUAUUUCAACCUCUCCAGUGAUCUCUAGCUAGGCUAGGCAUGCAUAGCCAUAUGGAUAAAAAGCCGGUGUAGCAGAGAGAUGAUCAGAAGAGCUGAAGAGGACAGCCCAGAAAACACAGAGAUUUUUCCUUUUAGUUUCUCCACCUCUUUUCUCUACUUACUUUUCUUGCUGCCACUCCAUUCCCACAUUACACUCAACUCUUCACUCUUCUCUUUCCUACUCACACGCCCUGCUCAAUCUUUUCAUUCCAGCUACUCUGCUAUAUAUACCCCUGUCCAAUUCUAGGCUUUUUGGACAAUUGCUAGGCUUCUUGUUUUGAAGCUAGAAGAUGGACAUCUUUUACCACAAUCUGCAGAGCAAUGCAGAUGCGCAACUGCCUCCUGGCUUCAGGUUUCACCCAACAGAUGAAGAGCUCAUCACUUAUUACCUUCUCAACAAAGUUCUUGAUCACAACUUCACUUGCAGAGCCAUUGCUCAAGUUGACCUCAACAAAUGCGAACCAUGGCACCUCCCUGAGAGAGCGAAGAUGGGGGAGAAAGACUGGUACUUUUAUAGCUUGAGGGACCGGAAGUACCCGACAGGGUUGAGGACGAAUCGAGCAACCGAAGCUGGAUACUGGAAGGCCACGGGGAAAGACAGGGAGAUUUACAACUCAAAGACAUCGUCUCUGGUGGGCAUGAAGAAGACUCUUGUCUUCUACAGAGGCCGUGCUCCCAAAGGAGAGAAGACCAAUUGGGUGAUGCAUGAAUAUCGCCUUGAUGGCAAGCUGGCUUACCACUAUCUUUCCACUAAUUCUAAGGACGAGUGGGUGAUAUCCAGGCUGAUGAAGAAAAGUGGUACUGCUGGCCCUGGUGACAAAACACCAACUUAUGGCAUGUACUCAGAAAUGAGCUCUUCAUCCUCCGCUUCUCUGCCACCUCUUCUAGACUCCACUCCCUUCACAGCAGCAACAACUGAUCAUCAUCGCGUGAUCGACUACUCCUACCUCGAGAAGGAGCACGUGUCCUGUUUCUCCAGAUCCACAGCUGCACCUGGCGGCUUCAAUUACCAUACGACUCUAUUUGACUGUGGCCUUCCUCCCCCGCUGAUGGUCGACCACACCUCCUCCUCAACGUCAUCCUCGUCUCAAUUCCACGAAAACAAUACAAAUGGAGGGGAGAAGCUUCACUUGCCUAGCUUCUUUUUCCCCUCCAUCACCCCGUCUCCGAUUCAUGGAGGCGUAGGAAGCAUUUAUGCAUCUGACACGGGGAAUUAUUCAGUGCUGGAGGCUCAAAAGCCUGGCCUCACUGAGCUUGAUUGCAUAUGGAGGGGCUCUUUUAAUUGAUUGUGGUGCUUAAGUUCUACAUCAGCUUGCAUGUACUAGGAGGAUUAAGUAUAAUAAUGAGCAGGAUUAAGUUUUAUUUAUGUAUUAGUAGGAUUAAGUAUGUACGGCGUGGUUGUCUGUUAAAGUUGAUUCUGGGCAAAUCUUCUAACAUAAUUAUACUACUUAAUUAUUAUC